This is a messenger RNA of Suillus paluster, 942 nucleotides long. RefSeq names its product TIP41-like family-domain-containing protein. Bases 1 to 942 code for a protein of 313 amino acids. The record is from RefSeq and is a predicted model, not a curated record. The transcript has 4 exons. Lineage: Eukaryota; Fungi; Basidiomycota; Agaricomycetes; Boletales; Suillaceae. Gene Ontology annotation, biological process: TOR signaling. Gene Ontology annotation, cellular component: cytosol.
AUGUCUGCAGCUAUCGCAGUACCGCAGCACAAGCUCUCAGAGACACCCAAUUCACGCACUAUCGAAAUCAAUGAUUGGGUGAUAGUCGCGUCCACAAAUCCGAUAUCUAGCGCGUCAGAAUGUGAUGCGUUACAAGCUUCGCUCGGAUUCCCACUGCCUGAAAUGACCUUUGGAAGUAACUAUCUAUCUCUCGAACAUCGGUCAUCUGGGUGGAAGAUGUUGUUCGACACGCAUAAUGCCCUCAAGUGUGUGAAAAAGGGUGAGCUCGGGGAGGGCGAUGGUGGUGUCAAGGUUGGAUAUGCAGACGCCUGGCUCAAGAGCCGCACAGACCCUGGAACGAACCUUCCAUUGCCCGUUACAGUAGCAGCCAAACAUUAUGAUUGGACUUACACGAUGACAUAUCCUGGUCAUCACGAUGACAUUGCCUCGGACGUCGAAUCUCCGAGUCUUUCAAUGCCAUGGAUAGAUGCCGAUCCAGAAAAUCCAUCUCAUUCUAUUCCGCUCUCUGAGCUCACACGACCAGAUCCAAUUUUAUUCUACGCAGAAAUUCCUCUAUUCGAGGAUGAACUGCAUGAUAAUGGUUCAUCCAAUCUUCUCGUGCGAAUACGCGUCAUGCCAACGUGUAUCUUCAUUUUAUCGCGAUUCACGCUUCGUGUGGAUAAUGUGCUGUUCCGCACGCAUGACACUAGAAUGUAUCAUUCUUUUACCUCAAGCCCUUUGUUGGUCGUACGUCAAGUAAGCGGUUGGGAGGCACCGUAUGAUCGGGUUAAGAGGCGACUUCCAAAUUGCAAUGAUUUGACCCCUCUGACGGAUGCAAACUUUAUUGCGAAGGUGCUGACGGAAUUGCCCGUUGCGGAGUCUCAGCAGACAGGGGCGAAGACAAGUUGGAGGGGUUUAAAGACAAAAUUAGAGGUAGCAGUAUUGGCAAGAGAUGGAUUCUAA